Molecule: messenger RNA, 438 nt
Organism: Gigantopelta aegis
Lineage: Eukaryota; Metazoa; Mollusca; Gastropoda; Neomphalida; Peltospiridae
Exons: 1
Coding region: 1-438 (145 amino acids)
Source: RefSeq, a predicted model, not a curated record
AUGAUGUACCUGAUGAGGCCCAAUCGUGCUGGCAAGAAACAGAGAUCUAAACAGGAAGCUGCGCUAAUUUUGUCUGAACUUCUGCAGGAACACUGGAUUUACUGUAAUAUAUAUACGAUCCGCACAGGACACAUUCAAACUAACAUACUGAAACUGUAUAUGGAAUUCACUAAUCUGAUACAGACAAGAAAAAGUCGUCGGAAUGAAAGUUAUUAUGAGAAAGUUCGACAAUUCAAUGAAAAUCGUGGCAAACUGUUUGACAUAUUUUGUGAGGACCAGGACAGUCGAAAGCGUUUGGAGAAUGCAUACGGUGUGAACAUGAUGGGGAAUGAAUGGGCUUUUCUCACUGACCAAAGAAACCAGCGUGUAAUGUACUGUGAACAUUUCAGAAGUGGGAAAAGACAAUGGAAAGGCGGCGUUAUGAUCUACAAUCUUUAG